Molecule: messenger RNA, 1785 nt
Organism: Spathaspora passalidarum NRRL Y-27907
Lineage: Eukaryota; Fungi; Ascomycota; Pichiomycetes; Serinales; Debaryomycetaceae
Exons: 2
Coding region: 42-1061 (339 amino acids)
Source: RefSeq, a predicted model, not a curated record
GAAAGUCAUAAUACCGUUGAUAUCACCAAUCAAUCAUUUCCAUGGCACAGCUAACACCUAUUUCUGGGUUUGUAAACACCCCUAUAACCAGAACAAUAUGCAUACUAUCAACAUUCCUAGCAUUAUCCCUUUCAAUACUACAGUGGAAACAUUACGUGAAGUUAUCCAUAGAUCCGUACAUAAUUGAAUAUUCCCAAUUCUGGCGAAUAUUAACAUAUCAACUUGCAGUAGUCAAUGAAUCCGAUUUCUUAUUAACGAUAUUAUUGUGGUUUCAAUUCAAAGUAUUGGAAAGAUUCUACGGAUCAAGAAAGUAUUUAUCGAUCAUAGUAUUAUUUGCCGUCUAUAAUGCUGUGGCGUGUCUUUUGUUAAUGAGUAUAGGACAAUUGCUUUGGUAUUAUGCCAAUUACUUUGUCAAGAGCACUAUCUUGCACUAUGAUCCUUCUGAAAUACACUAUACCGACACGAUCUUGAAUGAGAUCAUACCAGGACCACUAGGAGUGCUUUCUUCGUUAUACGUCAGUUAUGGAUCAUAUAUUCCACUCAUGUAUCAUUUUAAGAUCUUAUUGACCGAACCUGAAACUAAUGAGGAAGGUCAACCGGUUGAGGAAUCUGGAUCAAGCAAAGAACUUAAUUUAACCAACAAGUUCCCCGUUCAUGUUCUUUACACGCUUUUAAUACUAAACAAUGGGUUUGAAUCGAUUGUUCCUUGUACUGUGGGGUUGAUAUUAGGGAGGUUGCACACAUAUGAUCUCUUGCCAGGUGGGAAGUCAUGGUUUAUACCAAACCCAAUAUUUCAAUUCAUUGCUCAUCCCCUUAGAAGAAUUAACAAUUGGAUCGGCGGAGCACAAAGAAGGCUUACAAGGAGAAGAAGUUACCAAUCACUUUCUACAGAAGUUCCACCAGUUCAGGAAGAAACCUCUCGUGACCAAUUCGACAAUAAUGAAGAACCUGAAGAAAAUGAUGAAGUUUUGGACGAAGAGAGACAACGUGAGAGGCAGAUCAGAGCGGAAACGCCGGUUAGACCAUUAGGUAGUCAAUUUCUUGAUACUUUUAGAACCUAGAGUUAUAAAAUUAAUAUACAGCAUUAAACUACUUUAACUUCUUUCUUCUUUCAACGUCCCAGUUGUACAAUCUUGCAGUGUUCACUUCCAUGGUUGUUAUAUUCUCUUUCAAAAACUCUAAGUCUUCCUUGACAAUUUUCAAUUGUUCAUUAUUCUUUUCUAAACGUUCAUCUAACAAUUGAACAGCUUCAUCCAAGGGGUAUUCAAGCAUGACAUCGGCACCAAGCCAUAAAUACACAGAUUCUAGCUUUUCAACAUCAAUAGUUGCUUUAGUAUACAAAGUAUCAUUCAAUUCAUAAUUGGGCAUAACCCCCCUACUAGUUUCUUUUAAUGACAUUAUUUUGAAGGGAAUGAAAAGGAUAAGGGGUGUUAUAGUAAAUUACUAGCCAUAGUGUUUAUAAUAAGAUAAGCUAUAUAGUAAGAUUUUAAGCAGAACCAUAACCAGUUUGGUUUUGUUUUUGUCUAUGGUCAAUAGAGUUCAAGACAGCUUCAGCAGCCUUAACACCGGAAAGAGCCAUGGCACCAAAAGUAGGACCCAUUCUGUUUGAACCAUCAACCUCAGCCAAUUCCAUACCAGCAAUAACCAAACCAGGAACAACUUCUCUGGUACCUUUAACAAUAGCAUCUUCGGCCUUGUUCAUGUCAAGACCUCUCAUACCACCUAAUUGGAACCCGUCAGCUGGAGCGGUGGCAGUAGUGUUUUGUUCCAGUUGUGGUUUGAAAC